GCCAGCCUUCCCCAGUGUCAGCAUGGCUCUUUGGAUUCAAGCUGGCUGGGCAGACCGCGAGGGUCGUCUGCAGAAAGAAGGAAGUAACAGUGCCAGGUUCCAGUGUGCGUUCCAAGUUCCACAUUCCGCCUGCAGACUCCCGGCGCCAGAGCAAAGGCUGGCCCUUGGCAGGGGACUGCUAAGUAAGCGGAACUCCAGAGACACUCCUGAAACUCUGCCCUAAAGCAAAGGAACCAGAAGGUCUGCCAGUUCUCCCUCCACCUCCCUUUCUGGGAGCAGCCAUGGCCCUGAAUGAUGUUGAUGUGCAGAAGCAGAUUAAGCACAUGAAGGCUUUCAUUGCACAGGAAGCCAAUGAGAAGGCAGAAGAAAUAGAUGCCAAGGCUGAGGAAGAAUUCUACAUCGAGAAAGGACGCCUUGUGCAAACCCAACGACUGAAGGUUAUGGAGUAUUUUGAGAAAAAGGAGAAGCAGAUAGAGCAGCAGAAGAAAAUCCAGAUGUCCACCGUAAGGAAUCAGGCAAGGCUGAAAAUCCUGAGAGCCCGAAAUGACCUCAUCUCAGAGUUGAUGAAUGAUGCAAAGCUGAGACUCAGAAUGAUUAUGGCAGACUCAGGAGUUUACCAGGGGCUGUUGUUUAAACUAGUGCUUCAGGGUCUGCUCCGACUGCUGGAGCCGGUGGUGAUUGUCCGCUGUAGGCCACAGGACCACCUCCUGGUGGAGGCUGCAGUGCAAAAAGCCAUCCCUGAAUACAUGGCAGUCUCCCAAAAAUGUGUGGAAGUCCAAGUUGACCGAGAGGUGCACCUGGCUGUGAAUGCAGCUGGAGGUGUGGAGGUUUACAGUGGCAAUCAGAGAAUAAAGGUUUCUAAUACCCUAGAAAGUCAGCUGGAUCGCUUAGCUGAGCAAAAGAUGCCAGAAAUACGAAAGGCCUUAUUUGGAGCCAAUCCCAACAGAAAGUUUUUUGUAUAAGCCUCUGGGAAUAGAAGCUCAUGUUGAAUGUUAAGCCAUAACAGCAUAAGCUAU
This is a messenger RNA of Hipposideros armiger (great roundleaf bat), 1016 nucleotides long. RefSeq names its product ATPase H+ transporting V1 subunit E2 (gene ATP6V1E2). Gene Ontology annotation, molecular function: proton-transporting ATPase activity, rotational mechanism. Gene Ontology annotation, biological process: proton transmembrane transport. The record is from RefSeq and is a predicted model, not a curated record. Lineage: Eukaryota; Metazoa; Chordata; Mammalia; Chiroptera; Hipposideridae. Bases 282 to 962 code for a protein of 226 amino acids. Gene Ontology annotation, cellular component: proton-transporting two-sector ATPase complex, catalytic domain. The transcript has 2 exons.